GGGGGCGGGGCGCCCCGGGCUCGGGACUGGCUUACGGCGGGGAGCGUCCCUCCGGGCCGCGGCUGGCAGGGUGCGGGGGCCAUGGAGCGCUAUGCGGGCGCCUUGGAGGAGGCGGUGGAUGGUGCUCGGCAGCAGGAGCGGCACUACCAGCUGCUGUCAGCGCUGCAGAGCCUGGUCAAGGAGCUGCCCAGCUCUUUCCAGCAGCGCCUGUCCUACACCACGCUCAGCGACCUGGCCCUGGCGCUCCUCGACGGCACCGUGUUCGAGAUCGUGCAGGGGCUGCUGGAGAUCCAGCACCUCACUGAGAAGAGCCUCUACAACCAGCGCCUGCGGCUGCAGAACGAGCACCGAGUGCUCAGGCAGGCACUGCGGCAGAAGCACCAGGAAGCCCAGCAGGCCUGCCGGCCCCACAACUUGCCGGUGCUCCAGGCAGCUCAACAGCGCGAGCAGGAGGCCAUGGAGCACCGGAUCCGUGAGGAGCAGCGGGCAAUGGACCAGAAGAUCAUCCUGGAGCUGGACCGGAAGGUGGCGGACCAGCAGAGCACCCUGGAGAAGGCGGGCGUCGCCGGCUUCUACGUGACCACCAACCCGCAGGAGCUGACGCUACAGAUGAACCUGCUGGAGCUCAUCCGGAAGCUGCAGCAGAGAGGCUGCCCGGCGGGGAAGGCAGCCCUGUGAGCAGGUGGGGUCCCUGCCGGUCACCCCCCGCCCGUCCUGGCUGGGAAGACAGUCCUGUCCCCCUGGCGUCACGCGUGGCACAAAGCUAAGGAGCUCGUCUUCCUGAUGUCUGGCCACCACCCUCCUAGGUGCCUGCAGGAAGGUCACCUCUGAGGAGAGGCGGGUGGACCCCGGCUGUGUCUGCCCCCCCCCUUUGCCGGGGGUUUUAUGCCUAAAGCUAGAGCGGUGUGGGGAAGGGGGAGCAGGCCCGCCUACUGGCUGGCUGCACCAGAGCUGAGCAGAGGGUAGGGCUAGAGCCCCUGGCACCAGCACACCUCGACCUCUGCCAAGCCCCAGGCUCUGUGCUUAUUUCUGGUCUCGGCCCGUUCUUGGUUGGUACCGCCCCCAAGUAGGAGAGGCUCGUGUGAGCCAGAGAAAUAAAGGCGCCUCGGUAUGGCCUGCAA
Molecule: messenger RNA, 1121 nt
Organism: Myotis daubentonii (Daubenton's bat)
Lineage: Eukaryota; Metazoa; Chordata; Mammalia; Chiroptera; Vespertilionidae
Product: protein DGCR6
Source: RefSeq, a predicted model, not a curated record